This is a messenger RNA of Prunus armeniaca (apricot), 192 nucleotides long. The record is from the annotation of a GenBank genome assembly. NCBI's taxonomy places the organism in Eukaryota, Viridiplantae, Streptophyta, Magnoliopsida, Rosales, Rosaceae.
AUGGAUUUUCCUUACAAUCUACCACUACUCCUAGGAAAGCAAAUAAAGCCCUUGAAUGUAGUCUUGAGCUUAGUAUUUAUAGAGGGAGUCCUGGAGGGACAAUCGAGGCUGAAAAGAUCUGCGUUGUGGAGCCUGAUCGGGGCAAGUGGUGUGACCCCCAUAAAUCCCGGUAAAUCUCGGCCACCGCCCUGA